This is a messenger RNA of Colletotrichum paranaense, 987 nucleotides long. RefSeq names its product molybdenum cofactor synthesis domain-containing protein. The transcript is spliced from 7 exons. The coding region runs from base 1 to 987 and encodes 328 amino acids. Lineage: Eukaryota; Fungi; Ascomycota; Sordariomycetes; Glomerellales; Glomerellaceae. The record is from RefSeq and is a predicted model, not a curated record.
AUGUUCGCGCGACUCACCCAGCUGUCUCGGCAUCUCCCCUCGGCCCAAUCGAUAACACAAGCCGUUAAGCCCACCGCUUUCCCAGUCUCUUCCGGCAUCGCCCGCAGCAGCAGAAUCAUGGUUUCGGCAGACGAGCGCAACACCCGCACGAUUCACACGGCGGCGUGUCUUAUUAUCGGAGAUGAAGUCCUCGGCGGAAAGACCAACUCGGCUUACAUGGCCAAGUGGUGCUUUUCUUUGGGCAUUAACUUGAAGAGAGUCGAAGUCAUUGAAGACGAUGAGAGCGAAAUCGUCGAAGCCGUUAGGCGCAUGAGCGAUCGUUACGACUUUGUGGUAACCAGCGGCGGCAUCGGUCCAACACACGACGACAUCACAUACCAGUCAAUAGCAAAGGCCUUUGACCUGCCCCUCGUCCUGAACCAGGAAGCCUUCGAAAAGAUGAAGAAGCUCUCCAAGCCGCACCCGGGCCAGCCAAAUUUCGACUGGGACGUCGACUCGCCCGCCCUGCAGGCGAAGCUGCGCAUGGUCAUCCUCCCCACCGACGAGAAGCGCGACCCCAAGAAGCAAUUCGUCUUCCCCCACGAGGACCUCUGGGUGCCCGUCAACGUCGUCAACGGCAACAUUCACAUCUUGCCGGGCGUCCCGCGACUUUUUGAGAAGCUCCUCGACGGGUUGAAGCCAGGCAUCGUGCCCCGGCUCACCGAUCCCGAGGGCAAGGGCCUCUGCCGCGUGCUCAUUUCUACUCCGCUCCCGGAGAGCGCCGUCGCCGGCUACCUGACGCAACUCGCGGCCAAGGUCGAGCCCAAGGGCGUCAAGGUCGGCAGCUAUCCCCGGUGGGGCCAGAACGGCACCGUGACGUUGGUUGGAAGGGACCAGGCUUACAUCGAGAGCAUCGUGGCCGAGGUUGUCCAGGGUGUCGAAGGAAAGCGUGUAAACGCGGAGGGUGAGGAUGAUACCCAGGGCGAAGCAGGGAAAGAUCUCGAAUAA